GAACUUGAGGAGAAACUCCGGGCUCAGCCAGAUUCCUCCUUGCUCGUGGAUAUCCUGCACAAGACAGUUCUUCACCCUCUGUGCACAAAAUAUCCCCCUUCCACCAAGUACAGAAGAUGCUUUCUCACCGAACUCAUCAAAAAGCAUGAAUCCAUGGGAACCGAGCCCCUGGAUGAGCUGUACGACACCCUGGCAGAUGUUCUAAACGAGGAAGAGUCUACUCGUUCUUACAAAAACUACUUACUGCCCACGGGAGAACACGUCACCCUUUCCGAGAGCAGGGCCAUUGUCUCCGGAGGCACCACGGGGCUCGUCACCUGGGACGCUGCUCUUCACCUCGCAGAGUGGGCGAUGGAGAACUCGGCGGUUUUCGGCAACAGGACCAUCUUGGAACUAGGGAGCGGGAUUGGUUUCACCGGAAUUGCAAUCUGUAAAACCUGCAGCCCCAGGACAUAUAUAUUUAGUGACUGCCACCCUGGGGUUCUCACACAGCUCACAGAAAACAUCCGCUUGAACGGCUUCAUCAUGGAGCCUGAAACCACUCCUCGUAUCCAAGUGGAGCCCCAAGGCCAGGAGGCGGAAGCAACGAAUUCCCCAAACCCAAACCUAAUUGUCACAGAGCUCGACUGGGGCUCAGUUACAGAAAAACAACUGCUGGAUCUUCAGCCCAUUGAUGUCAUCGUUGCAGCAGAUGUGGUGUAUGAUCCAGAAAUCAUUUUAGCCCUGACCGGUAUCCUACAAAAACUCUCCGCUUCCAGAACUGAUGGGAAACCUCCCGAGGUCUACGUUGCUUCCACCAUUCGGAAUCCAGACACACAUCGCCUGUUCCAGGCUGAGCUCGAUAAAGUUGGGAUCGGAUGGCAGGUUAUUCCAGCCAACAGCAGGGGUAUUUUUCUCCAAGAUGAGCAGCCAAACGUAACUAUUCUACAGCUAUUUAUAUAG
This is a messenger RNA of Apaloderma vittatum (bar-tailed trogon), 942 nucleotides long. It is a transcript of the gene EEF2KMT, whose product is annotated as family with sequence similarity 86, member A. The annotation marks the transcript as partial. NCBI's taxonomy places the organism in Eukaryota, Metazoa, Chordata, Aves, Trogoniformes, Trogonidae. The record is from RefSeq and is a predicted model, not a curated record. The transcript has 7 exons.